Messenger RNA from Suillus subaureus, 2034 nucleotides. RefSeq lists its product as uncharacterized. Gene Ontology annotation, cellular component: centrosome; kinesin complex; kinetochore. Bases 1 to 2034 code for a protein of 677 amino acids. The transcript is spliced from 4 exons. The record is from RefSeq and is a predicted model, not a curated record. Gene Ontology annotation, biological process: vesicle transport along microtubule; centrosome localization; chromosome segregation. Gene Ontology annotation, molecular function: microtubule binding. Lineage: Eukaryota; Fungi; Basidiomycota; Agaricomycetes; Boletales; Suillaceae.
AUGACGGCUGUUCUGUCUCCUACAGAUGCCCUACGCAGAGACCCAAUAAUGACCUCCUUAGAAGACAAUUACUCCUCCACAGACUGGAAAGUGAAGUACAAUGAAGUCGCAGAUAUGCUGGCGGAAACUCGUGCCGAACUUGAUGAAUUUCAUACUUCUAGUAAAGAGCUUGAGGAGGAGUUAAUCAAGGAAAUAGACCGUACAGAGAAGGCACAGCAGGAUCUCAAAGUAAAGGUCGCGAAGACUGAAUUAGACCGAGACGAAUGGAAGUCCAAAUUUAUAUCGCUACAGACCAUGCACAAUACAACCACCACCUCCCUGCAACGAGAGUUAGACACACUCAGACAAGAGUCUCAGAAAUUGAAGGUUAGAUUGCGUGACCUGGAGUUGGGCAAUGAUGACCUCGAGAGAAACGAGCGUGUGGUCGCGUCAAGUCUGGCGGAUAUAGAGGCAAGAUAUUCCAAGGCGCUGGAAGAGAAAAUAUUGCUCGAGCACGAACUCCUUGACAAGGCUAACAUGGAAGAGGAACUACAACGUGUCAAGGAUGAGCUACGAGAUUCAUCUGUAGAAAUAUCUAUUCUCAAGGAUCAGCUAAUCGCUGCUCGCUCUAGGGCACCGAGCAUUGUGACCGAAACUUCCAGUUCCACCACCGUUUCAUCACUAUUCCCUCCUCCGACGGUUUCAUCGGAUGACAAUCUGCUUAGUACUCCGCCGCCGCCAGAUCUUGAACUAUCUGAUCUUUCUUCCAACGAGAAAUCCUCUAUUCCUACCCCUACUCGCCCCCCUUCUACCGCUGCCAGUUCAAAUUAUGGACAAUCCGUCCUACUCCAGCGCGCAGGUUUCCAACUGAGCAAACGUAACCCUGAUACUUCCUCGCCUUCAUCAAUGACCCGUUCAAGCACCCUUCCAACCCUUGCUGCUUCACGCAACUCUCCUCGGACUCCGGUCCUUGUUCCACGACCUGCCGCUGUUACUGCCAGUUCUAGUGUAUCCAACAUCACUGCCGUACCUAUGAUGGCAUCCAGAAGUAAGGGUGUUCAAAUGGUUUCCGAAAUGCGUGCUCGUGUCAAGAAUCUAGAACAGAAGAUUCAUACACGUGUUCCUCGCUUACGGAUGGGCAGUAAUGCUGGGCGGCAGGGAGCGACAAUAUCCACGAUGGCCUCCACAUCCACUAUAUCCUCUACAUUGUCAUCUAAGAGUACCUUUACACGUUCUGUGAUGCCAGACAGCAAACUUGGCAAACCGACUCCACAGCGACUUGGCGUAGAUACCGCUUUGGCGGGCGGUGCGACCACGCCCAACCCUAAUAAUUCAGGAUGGGUUCUCAUUAUGGACGAUACUACUCCCUCUCCAAAUAAGGACGCUGAGGAGGAACAUAGACGCUCAUCCAGUCCCUCACCCCCCAGCGCUUUUCACCGUGGAGUUCCUUCGUCGGCAUCAUCUCCUAUUUUCUCCAAGCCCAGUCAAUUUGGCCAAAGCACGAUGACCCAUAGUCGUCGACCUCAAUCACGCCUCUCCGGAGCCAGCCUCAGCACUACCGCAACAAUGAGUUCCAUCCCUACUCCUUCAUCUCGCCCCGCAACUCCCACUUUCCUUCCUAUUCCGAUCUCCCGUCCAGGAGUCACUGGCUACAAGAAGUCCACCGGGCUAGGGGCUGGUCCGUAUGGUGGUCCACCAAAACGAUCCUCUAUAGGUUCCAGUAAUGCUGGGUCACCUACUCCUUCUUCGGAUUCAGAGUUCCGUCCUCGCGAACGACCGUUCUCAUACAAUGGGAAAGUCCAGAACGACUUGAAAUCGCUACCGCACUCCAACGUAACAGUUCGGGCAUCCUCUAGAAUCCCAUCCUCCGCCAGCAGUGUCUCGAUAUUGUCGCAGAGCAAGAUUGGUCGACCUGCGGGUAUCACCGGUGCGUGGAAGAGCGGCGGAUUAGGGCUUCCUGGUCAGGAAAAUGGCGGUUUUCUUGAACCUGACAAGAAACCUCGCAGCAGGUCCGGGAGCAACGUGCUCAAUUUUGGACGUGGCGGCGUUUCUUGA